UUUCGUGUACGUUAUGUCCCUGCGACACUGGACUUAGAGGAAACAGAAAGCAUGGCGACAGAAGAGGGAGUGAAAAAACCAACACUGGAGGUGGUCCAGGCGGAGGGUUCUGAUGACACUUGCGUCACCUUCGUUUUGCAUGAUGAAGAUCACACAUUGGGGAACUCGCUUCGCUACAUGAUUAUGAAGAACCCAGAAGUGGAGUUUUGUGGCUACAGCAUUACUCAUCCUUCAGAGACCAAAAUAAACUUCAGGAUUCAGACGAGAGGCGAGCUCCCCGCUGUAGAGCCCUUUCGUCAAGGCCUGAAUGAUUUGACUACAGUCUGCCAGCACGUUCUCAACACUUUUGAGACAAGUAUGAAGACAUACAAAGAGCAGAAAGAGGAAGCCAUGGAGUAAUUCUGGAGCGGACCAAAUGUUGAGGUUCCUAUAGCAACAGAGCUCCUAGCAGGGUGCCAACCUUGCAAUUUUGUUUUUACUCAAAUGCAAACGUACAAGUUAGGAAACAAAUCAGGACAACAUAUUACACUAAAGUUAGAACAUUAGUAAGCUAGAAACUUAAAGAAACAAAGCCACUUUUUGAAAGAAACAACAAAAGUAAAUUUGACACAGUUAGAAAUAACAAAUAAGUUAGACAGUAAGAAGAGAGUAAGACAACAAGUUAGCAAGACACACAUUGACAGCAGGAAUGAUGCCCUUGGAGAACAAAUUAAGACAGAUAGUAAUAAACUGUUACAGACAGUAAUUAGAAAGAAACAAUUGGAGACUAAAUGAAGUACGUUUAGAACGAAACCGUUGGAGAACAAACUUAGAAUAAACCAUUAAACCAGUAAAGACAGAUGGAAUAAAUUAAGAAUGGACCAAUAGAAUGCAAGAAGAAACAGGGAGGCAACAAGAGCCAGCAGAACAGAAAACAUUUAGUUUCAGGGAAAAAGACUGACAGUUAACAAAGUAUGAAAACAAUAUACUAUUAUGAGUAAAGCAACCGAGGGGGUAACAGAAAGAAAACAAACUGUGCCUGUCCACCUCAGUUACUGUGUUUUUUUUUUUUUUUUAAAGCUGAGCUUGAAUUAUUUAUUUCCAUUUUUCAUCACCAAAAAUGAUUGUUUGGCUGUGCCUGUUUAGAAUGCUUUAGAAAUAUAAACUGCUGGAGACGUGAGAUGUUUAAGGGAUAAUAUUUUGUUUGACAUGCCCGUCCUAGUUGACAUCAUGGUGCAUGAUUGGGUCACUGAGGGACUGAACAGCAACUGUCACUUCCCAGGCAAAUAAACCCUGUACGCCAAGUUGCCGAAAAGACCAAUUCUGCUGCAGCUUGAAGAACUUCUCAGCAGAAAUCGAGAAUUCCACAAGGCCCUGAACAUGCUAAGAGAUGGGAGUUGAACGUGGAGAAUGUAAUGUAUCCGGUACUGUUGGAUGAAAGUUCAAAGAGCUGCAGCAAUCUGAAUAAUUUCAAAUAAUAAAAUAUAAGGGUAAAAGCAAGCAAGCAAGCAAGCAAGCAAGCAAGCAAGCAAGCUGUGUACUUGGUAUUGUCAUCCUGGAAUUUGAAUUGCAGCUACAUGCUAGGACUGUAAGCCAGGCAUUUCAUAUAUUCAAAAGUUCUGCCUGCAUUUUCUUGUUAUAGUGAUGGGUAUACAUUUUACAGUUCACUUUUCUGUUUUUAAAUAAAUAAUAAAAAAUAAAAAAAC
Messenger RNA from Polyodon spathula (Mississippi paddlefish), 1685 nucleotides. RefSeq names its product RNA polymerase I and III subunit D (gene polr1d). Gene Ontology annotation, biological process: DNA-templated transcription. Lineage: Eukaryota; Metazoa; Chordata; Actinopteri; Acipenseriformes; Polyodontidae. The record is from RefSeq and is a predicted model, not a curated record. Gene Ontology annotation, molecular function: DNA binding; DNA-directed RNA polymerase activity; protein dimerization activity. The coding region runs from base 52 to 399 and encodes 115 amino acids. The transcript has 5 exons. Gene Ontology annotation, cellular component: RNA polymerase III complex; RNA polymerase I complex.